Molecule: messenger RNA, 1392 nt
Organism: Paracoccidioides brasiliensis Pb18
Exons: 4
Coding region: 1-1392 (463 amino acids)
Source: RefSeq, a predicted model, not a curated record
AUGCAUCUGAGCAUCAUCUACACCGCGGCUCUGGUGGCUGCCAUCUCCCCGGCUUUGGCAUUCUGGCGUCUGCCUUGCCAGGGGCGUUUGGGUGUUGCUCGUCUCGAUCCUCUCGUCAAUCCUGGCCAAAUCGCACCUCACGCCCAUGUUGUCCACGGUGCUAGCAACUUUGGUAUGACCGUCACCACUGACGAUCUCUUGAAUUCCCACUGCACAUCUUGCGCGAUAAAGCAGGAUAAAUCCAUCUAUUGGACCCCAGGAACCUACUUCAAGUAUCCCAAUGGAGAAACUGAAUUAGUGGAGCAAGUCGGUGGUAUGCUUGUCUACUAUCUGCCACGCGGAGAGGGUGUCAAGGCAUUCCCCAAGGGCUUCCGCAUCCUUGCUGGAGAUCCCUACCUGCGCAACUUCACUUGGCCAGUCCCCGACCCUCCGAAGUCCUCUUGGUCAAAGUACGAGUCCACACAAUUCGCCCUGUCCCAAAAGGCUGUAGGUUUCAACUGUCUUAACUAUGCGGGCACUCCCGAACCAACUCUCUACCGCCACACCAUGCCAUCCAAGAAAUUCAUUGAUGAAAACUGUCCUAACGGCAUUCGCAUGGAGAUUUUCUUCCCGUCCUGCUGGAACGGCAAGGACCUUGACACUGACGAUCACAAAUCACACAUGGCGUAUCCCAAUCUUGUUGAGGAUGGUGUCUGCCCCGAGGGCUUCAAAACACGCCUUGUUUCUCUCCUAUACGAAACCAUCUGGCAUACUGCUAAAUACAAGGGCAUCGAGGGUGAGUUUGUGCUCUCCAACGGCGACCCGAACGGAUGUGGCUACCAUGCCGACUUCAUCGAAGCUUGGGAACCUGGCGUCCUCGACGAUGCCGUGAAGUCAUGCAAAAACUCCUCCGGUCGUGUCGAGGACUGCGGCAUCUUCAACCUGCAAUCCGAGGCUGAGCAAAACAAGUGCAAGUUCAAAACGCCCUCCCCCAUCGCUACUGAAGGCUGCAAGUUCUCCAAGAAUGGCCUUCCCGGCGCGGUUGAGAUUUUACGCGGUCCCGAAUAUGCGAAGGUAGUCACGCCCAAGAUCGACAUUAUAGCUGCCGAUGUUCCCAAGGUCAACUAUCCUCUUCUUCCAGGCCACAAACCACCUCCACCAGCUCCGACCACCACCACCACCACUCGUGCCCCUGCUCCCGCGCAGUUCUUCGCCCCCUCCGAGAAUGCCGGCGAUGGCGAUACCGUUCCCAUUUCCACCAGAACAUACACCGAAGGCAAUGUUGUUUAUGAAGUCGUCAUCGUGGAAGAAAAGGUCACUACUACCAUUGAUGUCCCCGCUGGAGCUACGCCACCUGCUGGAGGCAAGGUUCUGAGGAGAGCGAGACGCCAUGCGCAUGGCCAUCGUCAUUAG